This is a messenger RNA of Adineta ricciae, 618 nucleotides long. NCBI's taxonomy places the organism in Eukaryota, Metazoa, Rotifera, Eurotatoria, Adinetida, Adinetidae. The record is from the annotation of a GenBank genome assembly.
AUGACAUGUCUAAGCGAGUUGCUUUUAUUACUUUUCAUCACACCAUUAGCUACUCAAAAUCUACGCACAUUGAAAUUAUCUCAUCUCAACAAUACUCUCUAUACAUGCUCUGAUCCACAAUGUUCGCCUUCGACUCUUGUCACUGUUUACAACAUUAGACACUGUCAAAUGGUAUGUUUAGCCACUACUGAGUGUCGCACGGUGGUGUUUUAUCACUCGACUAAUCAGUGUCAACUAUUUGUUGAUAUUGCAACUUACAUGGGUACUUUGUCAAUUCAGAUGGAUGUGGAGACAAUGAUUGCUAUUGAUAACAGAAAACUAUCAGCUCCUACAACGAGCAAAACAACAAGCUCGACGACAAGCUCAACAACAACAACUACACCAGAUCCAUACGCAUGUGGUAAUAUGACACUACUUAUUGGGUAUAACGUGCCCGGUGAUGACAUAACUUCAGAAGUCUUCAAUAGUUAUACUCUAUGCUGUCAAUGGUGUUUGUCUUACAAUGGCUGUGUGGCGUUCACCUGGGGACUAUCAGGAUGGGCAAAUUCAACAUGUUUUAUAAAAAAUGCUAUUCCUGCUUCUAUUAACGAUUCUGAGUUUAUCAGUGCACACUAUUGA